This is a messenger RNA of Eruca vesicaria subsp. sativa (arugula), 1495 nucleotides long. Lineage: Eukaryota; Viridiplantae; Streptophyta; Magnoliopsida; Brassicales; Brassicaceae. The record is from the annotation of a GenBank genome assembly.
CCUCGAUCUCAUCGAACCCCCUCCUCUUUUACAUACCACUUCACACCAAACAAACCUGCUCUCCUCUCUCCUCUUUCCUCUCUCUAGGCUCUAUCAGAAAAUAUUUGAAUAUUGCGAGGAUGGCGGCAACAGCAGCUUCAAGCUUACAAUUCGCUACAACAAGGCCAACCAUUUCUGCUGCCUCUAGCAAAGUUGUUAAAGCAAUGACCUUCACUGUCGGUGUCAAUCCCGGGAACGCAUCAUGGGAUAAUAAGCUCACUUCCACUCACCACUUAUCCAACCUCGGAUGUUUGAGUUCUGUUCCAACUUGCAAAAAAAACUUUUCCUUUUCCACAAAGGCCAUGUCUGAGUCCAGUGAAAGCAAGGUUUCUUCUUCUGGACUUCCUAUUGAUUUGAGAGGGAAAAGGGCUUUUAUUGCUGGUAUUGCUGAUGAUAAUGGAUAUGGUUGGGCCAUAGCCAAAUCUCUUGCUGCUGCUGGGGCUGAAAUAUUGGUUGGGACAUGGGUUCCUGCGCUUAACAUUUUUGAGACGAGCUUGAGACGUGGAAAAUUCGAUCAGUCACGCGUGUUGCCAGAUGGAUCACUGAUGGAGAUUAAAAAGGUUUAUCCUUUGGAUGCUGUGUUUGACAAUCCUGAAGAUGUGCCUGAAGAUGUAAAAACGAAUAAGCGGUAUGCUGGAUCAUCAAACUGGACUGUACAGGAAGCUGCAGAAUGUGUGAGAAAAGAUUUUGGAAGCAUUGACAUUCUUGUCCACUCACUUGCAAAUGGACCAGAGGUUAGCAAACCUCUUCUGGAGACAUCGAGGAAAGGUUACCUUGCUGCUAUCUCUGCUUCGAGUUACUCCUUUGUUUCCCUCCUCAGGCAUUUUCUGCCAAUUAUGAAUCCAGGAGGUGCUUCUAUUUCUCUUACUUACAUUGCCUCUGAAAGGAUCAUUCCCGGGUACGGUGGAGGUAUGAGCUCUGCCAAAUCCGCACUAGAGAGUGAUACAAGGGUGCUUGCAUUUGAAGCUGGGAGGAAACAAAACAUUAGGGUCAACACUAUCUCGGCAGGUCCUUUGGGAAGCCGAGCAGCAAAGGCAAUUGGGUUCAUAGACACAAUGAUCGAGUAUUCAUACAAUAACGCGCCUAUUCAGAAAACACUGACCGCAGAUGAAGUUGGGAAUGCAGCAGCCUUCUUGGCAUCUCCAUUGGCCUCUGCCAUAACUGGUGCAACCAUUUAUGUGGACAAUGGUUUGAAUUCAAUGGGUGUUGCUCUAGACAGCCCCGUUUUCAAAGACCUCAACCAAUAGGGUCUUGAUCGACUAAUAACAUAAGAUCCCCCCAGCGGCUUUCAUUUUGUUUUUCUUUUUCCUUUUAAGAGAAUAUGUUAUGUUUCUAGUUUAUCACUCUAGCAAAUAUUCUCUGUUUCAAAUUAUAUGAUCUUUUGGUUAAAGACACUUCAGAUUUACACUUUUUACUAAAAAGUAGCAUAGAAAAUAUAAAUUAAAAGUAAUUUAAC